Molecule: messenger RNA, 2824 nt
Organism: Panonychus citri (citrus red mite)
Lineage: Eukaryota; Metazoa; Arthropoda; Arachnida; Trombidiformes; Tetranychidae
Product: allatostatin-A receptor-like
Exons: 2
Coding region: 1359-2615 (418 amino acids)
Biological process (GO): G protein-coupled receptor signaling pathway
Cellular component (GO): membrane
Molecular function (GO): G protein-coupled receptor activity
Source: RefSeq, a predicted model, not a curated record
AAAGUUCAGUUAAACAAGUUGAUAAGCUCAGAACUAGCUAUGAACCCCAUGAUGUUUAUGAUGAUAAACGUCAUGAGAAGAGGCAAAGAUAGUCUGUAAUUGAUUAAAUUAAACAUGAUUAAGUUUUUUUUCUUCAUCAUCUUUGCAUUUACUGUUUCUAACUCCAGGAGUCACUCAGAAUCCAUGCUCAAUUCCAUGUCGUUUUUUUUCAUGGUAAAACUUUUUUUCUCACCAAUGAUCAUGUUCAAUUCAUGUUGGAAUAAGAUUAUACUGAAAUAAUCGAUUUUUUGUUUAUCAUCUCUCUAUCUCUAUCUCUUUUCUUAUUCACCACUCGGUUUAAUUCAGUUUCAUAUCGGAUUCUUGCUCAUCAUCAUCAUUAUCAUUAUCAUUAACUCAUUAUAACUUUAUCUUAAUAGUUUGAGAAACAACAGUGUGAUUAUAUAUUAAACGACAACAAUUACAACCAUUGUAAACAAAUCGAAAUCAAUAAGUUAUCCAUUAAUCAUCAUUAACUAUUAAUCAACAUACUCAGCAUUAUUUUGACUCAUUAUCACCACAAUAAGAAUAAUUAAUCAAAGUUAAUCCAAGUUCAGAGUUCCGAAGGGAUUGAAAAAAAAAGUUCAGUGAACAUUAAUUGUGAUUCCAUGUGAUUUACCUUCCAGUGGACUGACUGGACACUUGAUCACCUUUAAUCCUCAAUCUCAGGACAAUAUUCGUACUUAACAAUCAACUUAAAUCACUUUACAGUCUCAAUUACUUUCUCUUUAUCAACACUCAGCUUAAUACCAUUGAACAUCAUCAUCAUCUUAUAAUCAAGUGUGACAAUCGGUUGCAAAUCAUUCAAAUAGAUGAAACAGCGAGAGAGAGAGAAGGAGAAAGAACAAUAUUAUCUUCAUCAACUAUCAUCAUCUUUAUCAAGUUCACCAUUUUAUCAUGUAAACACUUCUCAUCUUCCAUCAAUUGAAUAUCAGAUUGAAUGAGAAACUCAAAAUAGUGAUAUAAAUAACCACCACAGUGAGGAAGUAAAAAAAAGUGUCAAAGAAAAGUGAAAACGAUAUUAUUAUAACCAUGGAAAAGAUGAUAAAAGCCAAGGAAUUGUUGGAAAAAGUUCCGUCGUCAUCUUUGUCUCCAUUAAAGUUCAGUGAGGUGAUAAAAGUGUAAUCAUCAUUUGAUAAAAGUUCUGACAAAAGGAAAAGGAAACAAAAGUUAUUAUAAUUAAAAAUCGAACUACAAAAGAAAAACAAAUUCACUUCAUCUUAUCAAUUCUUUUCUCUCUCUCUCGUUCUCACACAUUCUCAACAUUCUUAUAAUUACCAAAUCAUCUUCCCAUUCAUUUACUUCAUUUACAUAUUAUCAUCAUGGAACCUGCAGGAAUAAGUGACACUUUCAAUCAACUUCGAAUUCAACUUCACCUUCAGUCUCUUCAAACGUCAUUAUCGUCAACUGGACAUCUCCAGUCAGAUUCCAUUUCGGUGGUAUCCUCAGAAUCAUUAAAUUCUGUUGAGGAUCUUGCUUUUGGACAAUUUUCGAACAACAAUUCACAUCAUUGUGAGAACAAUUCAUCAUCAACCAAUGUUUCCAUCUAUUCAUCUUUUGAUGCUUGUUCGUUUCAAAACGUCGAGGAAGUUGUUCAAAUCAUUGUUCCACUUGUAUUUGCAAUCAUUGUUAUCAUUGGACUUUUAGGUAAUUCACUUGUGGUCAUCGUAGUCCUUUGGGAUGUCCAAAUGAGAUCAACUACAAACGUCCUCAUCUUUAAUCUCGCCGUUGCUGAUUUACUUUUCAUCGUUUUCUGUGUUCCCUUUACGGCAACCGAUUACGCUUUAGCAUAUUGGCCUUUUGGUGACAUUUGGUGUCGAAUUGUUCAAUAUUUAAUCUAUGUUUCAGCUUAUGCUUCCAUUUACACUUUGGUUCUAAUGUCACUAGAUCGUUUUAUGGCCGUGGUUCAUCCCAUUGCCUCUCUUUCCAUCCGAACUGAGGCCAAUGCCUAUCGAGCCAUAACCUUCCUUUGGAUAGCAAUAAUACUACUCUGUCUUCCCACUCUGGUAGUUCAUCAAGUUCAUCGAGCUAGUGAACAAGAAAACGAUCACGUGUGCCACGUAAAUUCAAUUGAUAAUAAAAUUUUCGCACCUUCCGUGUUCCUAUCAUCUUAUGCGAUCCCAUUAACUCUUGCCUUUAUACUUUAUGUUUGCAUGUUAAAACGCCUUUGGCAUAAUGAUAUUAGAACUGGUCGAUCGGUUCGAAAUAAACGUAAAGUUACCAGAAUGGUGGUUGUUGUUGUAGUUAUUUUUGCUAUCUGUUGGGGACCCAUUCAUAUUGUUCUAACUCUUCGAUCACAAGGACUUUUCGAACCUGAUUCCAAGUUUAAACUUGUCAGUCUCAUAGUAUCACAAGUUCUGGCCUACAUUAAUUCUUGUAUUAAUCCGAUCCUUUAUGCUUUCCUAUCGGAAAAUUUUCGUAAAGCUUUUCGAAAGGUUAUCUCAUGUAAACCUGGACCUGGAUCACGUCGAACCAGAAGUGGAUCAGCUAAAGAAGGUGAAACCAAUCGAAUGGAGGAAAUUACAACGGCAACUUUUCAAACAACCAAACGAAUCGAACUAACCAAUGGAUGUGUAUAAAAAAUCGACGAAAAGUAUCACAAAAUGUACCUAAAAGUUAAGAUCAAAAGUUUACCAAAAAACGAAAAAUUUUUAUUUUUAAAGAAAAAACGAUAACAUGAUAAAUACGAAGAAGAAAACGAAUCUCAUAACCUUCAUUACCAACGAUUUGUGGACGAAACUCGAGCCACAGAUAAUCUGUACAUCUAUUAAAUGGAGAACUCUUCAAG